Colossoma macropomum (tambaqui) is the source of this 6039-nucleotide messenger RNA. It is a transcript of the gene plekhh3, whose product is annotated as pleckstrin homology, MyTH4 and FERM domain containing H3. Gene Ontology annotation, cellular component: cytoskeleton. The transcript has 13 exons. Gene Ontology annotation, biological process: signal transduction. NCBI's taxonomy places the organism in Eukaryota, Metazoa, Chordata, Actinopteri, Characiformes, Serrasalmidae. The record is from RefSeq and is a predicted model, not a curated record. Bases 2732 to 4786 code for a protein of 684 amino acids.
AUACAAAUAUAUGUUGUUUUGCAUUAAUCUAAGAUGAAAAUCAAUUAAAACUGUUAAUCAUAAAAAAAGAACUGUGCUGCCCUGCAUUCAUCCAGUACUAGUGUGAGUCUUCAGUAGCCUAACCAUGAAAACUGAUGUUGCGUAACCAUAGAGAGGAGUGUAAACCACUAAUUUGUAUGUGAGCCCACUGAAAAAAAAUAUUGCUUUGAAUUUACUUUCAAUGUGACAUCAGCGUAAUUAUUGUCGUUCUUUAACUUAUUUUUGGCGAGAAUUGUGUUGCUGUAUUUUAUUAGUGUGGGACCGAUGUAAACGUUUGAGUCUGGUAAAUUCAUAGCAACACUUUUUUGGAUGGAUUUCUAUUAAUUAACUGAUGUUAUAAGUCAUCUGCGUUAUAACAGCCGGGCAGAGCGAACCUUACUCAGCGAUUUCCCCCACAGCCUGUGACAAUGAGGGCAAACAAAAAACCAGAUUUUGGAUCGUCUCCAGUGGAAAGUUUGUCUAUGAGUAACAACUAUUAACUUAAUUCACUUCAAUUCACUUCUAGACUUCUCGAGCACUCCAAAGCAAACUUCAGUCAGCCGAACAUGCUCCGACCUAUACGCUCUUGUAUACACUCACCAGCAUGACGAGGGUUUUAUCUGAGCGAGAGGGCGCAGAGACAGACACCAACAUGUCUGUGCCCUCUCGCUUGUGCGUGUGCAGACGGGCAAACAUACACGCACAUGGUGUCCUUUCUGGGUCAUGCAGUGAAACUGGGCCCCGUUUGACUGUACACCGCUGACCCAAUCAAUGAGUGACGACCGCCUCAGGGCCUUUUAGGCUAUUCCCUGAUGGUUUUCUCUUUCUUCACCCAACUUACUCACUCUGUCCCUCCUCCUAUUUCCAUUCUUCAUUCUUUACCUUCUCAUUUCCUCUUCUCUCCCUCACUGAGAGAAAGAGUGAAAACGUUUGUUUUUGGUUACUGGGGUUAAAUUUAGGGUUAGGUUUAUUGUUAUUACAUAUAGUCUUUCCUACAUGCUUAGUCUUACAUUGUUAUUACAUAUAGUCUUAUAUUACAUGCUUACAUAUGUAUGUAUAUUGGUAGGUAGAUACUUAUAUGUCUUCCCUCUUAGCAAAAAGGGCUUGUAACAAUAGUGGAACCUUUUUUGGUGCUAUAUAGAACCAUAUACAACACAUUCUCCAUCAAUCUGAGGAAGCCUUUCAUGAUGCAAAGAACCCUUUAAUCAUGCAAAGGGUUCUUUAAGUGUUCAUGGUUCUAUAUAGAACCAUUUUCUUUACUAAAGAACCCUUGAGGAACCAUCUUUUUUUAAGGAUGUGUAUAAUGCAUUUGAUCCCACGUUGUGACAUUGUAUAAAACUGUUGUGUUGAGGACAGUGAGUUAAUAGGUCACUGCAUCCCCCGUAGCUUGCAGGGCAUUCAUUGAGCAUGUGUGUGCGUGUGUGUGUGUGAUGUAAUCACCUGGUCGAUAACACUGACCUUGUGAUUGAGGCUGGUCAUUAGCGCAUUCUUCAAAAAAAGGUCCACUUCAGUAAAGAGUGCACGACACAGUUCAGUACAAUAUACUACGAAUAAAAUCCGACCUCAGAGGAAGUUGCGGUUGUUUGAAUGUUAUAAGAAUUUAUUGAAUGACAUAAAAAACACUAGAGAAAAAGGGAAAGAGAGUCAUUUUAAUAUUAUUAAAGGCAACUCUGGGCCUCUGUGUACAAUCUAGUAUAUUUAGCUAGCUACAUUAGUAGAUAUGGAAUGUACAUUAGCAGACUGUGGCACAUUUUAUAUCCAGUAUGUUUAACUCAGCUAUUAAAAUUUGCACAUGAACAAAACAGGUCAUUUCACAAGAGGUGUUUAAACUUUUGCAUGUAAUUAGAUACUCGCCACAUCUCCAAGGAACAAACACUGCAAGUCAGAUAAGGCCUAUAAAGUGUAUAGACUUUAAAAGGCACCUAAAAAACAUAAGUUAACUUAAUCCAUAAGAGAAAUUAUUAUUAAAUAAACUUUCUAGAGAAUUUCAACACUUCGUCAUCUUACAUUACUGAGCUGUUCACCAGUUUAAAUUCGAAUUUUCACUCUCAGCCAUUUACUGCUCAACUUAGACUCCCUGUUCAAUCACAGUGCACCACUAUAGGCUGUUCUGAUAAUGUAAAUUUUUGUUUUGUGAGAGAUUAUUAGAUAUUGAUAUUAUAUUGCUAUUGACUUCUAUUAAUUAUGAAUAACUCAGCCAGAUUGCAUUGCUUUCCAUGCAGUUACUGAACAGUAAGUCUUAGGAUUUAAUGGGCCUGGGAAUUUAAAGGGUUAAAAAGCUCUUUCUCUCUCUUCCGUGUGAAUGGGCAGUAGAUUAUAGUUACAGCUCACUGCAGCUGCAGGCUGUAUUGAUUAUUGAUAUCUGGACUGUGUCAGCGAAACCUGGCUUCUUUCAAACAUCACGCUGGAUCAAUACGCUGUCCUCUUCCGGCUGGACUAAUGACCCCACGCCCGCCUACCUCUCAGGAACCGGAGCCGUUAUCGCUUACUCAACUCAUUCUCUUUGUUAGUGUGCUAUAUCAGUUCAUAGCAACUUCCCCCUUCGAUUUAUGGGGCUGGGUGAAGAGGACAAAAUCGGACUGAAACUUCACGCAACGUCACUAUUCAGGGCCAACUGGAAGUGACUCUUUCUCAGCCUACGCAAUCAGCCAAUGGCACGCCCAGUCUGUCAGGUGUCAGUGAGGAGAACAGCAGGCUGAUAGUGAAGAAGGCCAUGGAGGAUGACCCGGAGGUUCUGGUCAAGGGCUGGUUGUUGCGUGAGGUGUCAGGCGGUUGGCUCAGACAGAGGAGGUUCUGGUUCACGCUGACCGCAGACUCUUUGGACUGCUACAGUGGCCCGGAGAGAGACGCCCGCAGGCUGAGCAUGCUCGUACUGACGUCACUGUGCUCCGUACUGUGGCCUGACAAACACACCUAUAAACAGACAGGUUACUGGAGUCUGACGGUCUAUGGGCGGAAACACUGCUAUAAGCUCUUCACUAAACACUUUAAUGAGGCCGUGCACUGGGCAUGUGCAGUACAGAAGGUCAUCGACAGCAAAGCACCAGUGGAGACACCAACACAGCUACUAAUACGGGACAUAGAGGAGAACAAGUUUAAUCCUGAGGUUGUGGAGCACAUCUACCAGCACAACCCCAUCCUCACUUACACACAGAGUCCGCUCUACGCCCCCCUGCUGCCUUUCCCCUAUGGCAGCCUGGACCACACACACAUGGCAGGUAAAGGCUACACGUCGGUGCGUGAAGAGGCGGUGAGGCUGUUUAACUGUCUGCAGCAGCUGGAGUCGGCACCGGAGCCUGUUCCACUCAUACAGGGCAUCCUGCAGACCAGCCUGGACCUGCGACCACUGCGCGAUGAGCUCUACUGCCAGACCAUCAAACAGACCAGCGUGACUCACACAAACACAACCACGCAAACGGAGCCCAACCCACAGCUCCGUUACUGGCAGCUCCUGACCUGCAUGAGCUGCACCUUCCUGCCCAGCAGCAGCGUGCUCAGAUACCUGCGCUUUCACCUGAAGAGGGUUCAGAGUGUAUGUGUGGACUCGGAGGUGGAGAGUUAUGCGUGGUUCAUCGCUCAGGCUCUGGAGAAGACGCGCUGCCGUGAGUGCGUUCCGUCCUGGGAGGAGAUCCAAGGCCUGAUGAGCCGUCAAGAGAUGCUGUGUACCGUCCACUACCCUGGACCAGGCUGCUGCAGGAUAGCCAUCAGCUCCCAUACCACUGCUAAUGAGCUGGUGAGGAAGAUGGCCGAGCGGCUCGGCCUGCAGGACAGCCGCAACACUUUCGCUCUCUUCGAGCAGCGAAGGAGUUACGGCUGUCCUGCAGACCGCUGGGAAAGGGUCAUCGGGGGCGGCACCAUCAUCGCUGAUGUCAUCACCAGGUUUGAAAAUCUCUCAGUGAAAGAGCCGGACUCAGAGUGGAGGUUGUGUUUUAAAUUAUACUGCCUUCUGGACACAGACAACAUCAGCACGGACAGCAUCGAAUAUCUCUUCCUCUAUGAGCAGUGUCAUGAGAUGGUGGUCCGUGGUCAGUUACCUGCGUGUGAGGAUGACCUGUUGUCUCUGGCCGCUCUGAGGCUGCAGGCUGUGCAGGGCGAUUACAGCGCUCUGGCUCCCUUCCCUGCACUGGAGCAGGUUUUUCCAGCACGUGUUCUGGAGGCUCGGGCCCUGCUGACCCCGGCGGACCCCCCAGGCUGCCCCCCGCCCUUCCCUGCGGGGCUGCUGGCGGGAGCGUUGUGGGGCCAUAAGAGGCGCGAGGAGCAAGACCAGCGUCUGCGGGCGCGGCUCAGAGAGGAGUCCGCCCUGACCACCGCUGCCAUCCUAGAGCGCUGGAAGGCGCUGAGUGGGUACAGCCGCAGAGACAGCAUGGCCGCUUACCUCACCAUCGCACGGCAGUGGUCAGGGUUCGGCUGCACGCUCUACGAGGUGGACUUCUACAUAAGCUCCACAGGUAGUUUCUCUCAGCGUUUGUGGCUGGGUGUAGCAGCGUCAUGUGUGUCCCUGUACAGGCAAGGCGAGGCUGAGGCUCUGGAGUGUCUCCCCAUCGCUCAGAUCUGCUCUUACGGCGUCUCCGACAGCAACACAUUCAGAAUCACCGCCGGCGACCGCGACCUGCUGUUUGAGACGUCCAAGCUGACUGAGAUCAUGCAGUUGAUGAAUGCUUACUUCAGUGCCACCCGACGCCAGCUGGGCAAGGAUGACUGCAUCACCAUGGAAACCACCCCCAAGCUCCGCCCCUCCCUGCUAGAACUGCCCUCUCACCCGGUGUGAAGAGAGAGAGACACACACACACACAAAGAGAAAGUAAUCCUGACUGAUUGGCUGUGUGACUGUAAGAGACUCUGCGAACCAGGCAAGACAAAGAGAAUCCUGUUUACUCCCUCCGUCCCGAAAAGAACGGAAAAAAGAGAAAACGAAAGAGAAAAUCGAGAGGGUGAAAAGGGGAAGGAAAUAGCUGAAUGGACAGAGUCCAAAAGGGGACGGGGUCAGGACUUUCAACCCCCAGAAUCCAGCUGGAACUCCAAAUCCCAGAAAAUUCCUUGCUGUCAGACACUGCAUAUCUGAGAGAGAGAGAAAGAGAGAGAGAGAGAGAGAGACACUGACUGAGAGAAACUCAGUCAAGAAAAAGCUUUCAUAUCCUCUCAGUGUGCUGGAGGAAUGACAGUGUCACAAACACACACAUUCUCUCUCUCUCUCUCUCUCUGCCUCCCCUGGGCUUUAGAAGGCCUUAUGUGAACUUGAACUGCUAAUAGACUCAAGUCAGUCCUUUUUCGCCUCGUGGAUGCAGAGAAGCCUCUUUCAGAGAACUCGGAGAGACUGUGUGUGCGUGUCGGAGAUACAGAUCGAAUGGAAUAUUCAAAGCUGUUCAACCGAAACCAAAGGAGCUCUUUAGCUAGAUGUUCUUGCUUUUUUUUUAUUUUGGUCAGAUGCUUCCAGCCACACCAGGUGCUGCUGCUUCACCUGAGCUGUUUCUCAGCCAGACCUUCAUUCGUUAUACGGUAAAGAGGUAUUUCAAGGUGGGACGUGACGUCUACUGUAUAACGGUGAUCGAUGUUCUAUGAACGUUUUUUUGUAAAACGCUGUUCAAGAGUUGUCUCAAGAAACCCAGUGAGAGCCAUGCUUCAACACUGCUUCUACCUGCAUUAAAGGAACAGUUCUGGCCAAAAAUCUCAUUUACACAUUAUUUGCCCUUGUAACAUCCCACAUGUAGUCAAUCAGUCAAGACACGUUUAGUGUCUGAAGUUUGCUUCUUUAGUUUUGCAUUGGAGCUACGAGGCUAAUGUAGCUAAGUAACAGUAGUUUAACCCUGGCAAAGUGGUAGGUCACUUCUAGCCUUCAUAACUUCAGAACGGUUUAAGCUACAGCCAUGACACAUACAUCAGACCAUUCAGCAGACCCGGCCCUAACGUUACCAAGCUGUGACGUCAGCAUCAGUGAGUAAUUUGACUCAGAAAAUCACCUAAAAUCCUGAUAUUUUGCUCUGCUGUUUGGCCUUCAUAUUCCAACAAAGGGUUAAAACAGCG